AUCAGAAAAUUAAUUAUUAUAAUAUUUUAUGUUCUACCCGAUACCACUCAUUAACCUGUGAUUAGGUUUUGUGAUGUGUAUAAAUGAGACUACAUCAAGAAAAACACCACAACCACAAUCCGUUUGCAGCUUUGAUAGAAUUGUACAACACUUUGUUACACUGUCUAAAUACCCAGAACAAAACCUUGAAGAAGAAAACGAAAACCAUGGUACUAGUGGCUGCUCCUCUCCAUAGACCCCACGUGGCAGUCCUUUCAAGUCCCGGGAUGGGCCACAUCAUCCCUUUACUCGAGCUCGCCAAGCGCCUAGCCGCUGAUCAUGGCUGCCACGUCAGCUUUCUCAAUAUCACCGCCGAAGCCUCCGCCGCACAGACUAAGCUCCUCAGCUCUCCUGACUUCCCUCCCAACCUCCACGUCAUCGACCUCCCUGAUGUUGACGUCUCCACACUCGUCUCAUCCGACAGCCUCAUCGUCACCCGACUUUCCGUCAUCGUACAAGAAAGCCUCCGAUGUCUGAAGUCCGUACUUCUCGACCUCGGAAAACCUGAUGUUGUCGUCAUUGACCUCUUCUGCACCCAAGCUUUCGAGGUUUGUGAAGAGCUAUCCAUUCCUGUGUAUUCCUUUUAUACCGCUCCUGCUGCUCUAUUUUCUUUGUCUCUGUAUCUUCUCACUUUAGAUAAAGAAGUUGACUGUGAGUUCGUUGACCUUCCUGAACCAAUUCGGGUCCCGGGUUGCUCUCCGAUCCGAACUGAAGACCUCCUUGACCAAGUUCGGAACAGGAAAAGCGAAGAAUGCAAGUGGUAUCUUCUCCACACCAGUAGGCUUCCGUUGGCGGCCGGUGUUCUCAUGAACACGUGGGAAGAUCUUGAACCCUCAACGCUUAAAGCCAUUAGAGAAGACCCUUAUUACAACAAAAUCUCCACACCACCGAUUCACCCAGUAGGACCACUAAUCAGAGAGACUGAGCCCAUAACUGAGUCUGGCGUUGAGUGCUUGGCGUGGCUCGAUAACCAACCAUCAGACUCCGUCGUCUUCGUGGCACUUGGCAGCGGUGGGACCCUCUCUGCAGCACAACUCACCGAGAUUGCAUGGGGUCUAGAACUUAGUGGACAACGGUUCGUCUGGGUGGUCCGAACGCCCACAGAGUUCGAUGCGUCGGCCACAUUUUUUAACGUGGGUGGUGAUAUUAACGACCCGAAGUCGUUUUUACCUGUUGGGUUCUUGGAGAGAACCAAAAAAGUGGGCUAUGUGGUCGCGUCGUGGGCUCCGCAGGUGGCGGUGUUGCGACACCGGUCGACCGGCGCGUUUUUAUCACACUGCGGGUGGAACUCGACUAUGGAGAGCAUGAGACACGGCGUACCGAUGAUUGCUUGGCCGCUUUACGCCGAGCAGAAAAUGAACGCCACAGCUCUGGUGGAGGAUGUUGGCGUGGCCGUGAGACCAGCUGAGGACCCCGGAAAGGGAAUAGUUACGAGGGAGGAGAUUAAGAGGGUUGUGAGUUUGGUGAUUGGAGGUGAAGAAGGCAAGUUGCUGAGACUCAGAGCUGGAAAACUUAAAGAAAGUGCAGAGAAAGUAUUGAGCGACAAUGGCGGAUCUUCUUACGAUUCGCUAACUCGCAUAACGAAUGAUUGGAUGGUUUCACGAAUAUCAAGUCAAAAUUUCAAAUAAUUUAGUGGCCAAAAGAUGCACGCAAUAAUGACUUGAUUAAGUGAAAAUUAUACUAUAUAGAGUUUUUUAUUGUUAUUUUUAUAUUGGUUUGGAAGUGAAUGUUUCACUGUUACAAGAAGGGUAUUUAGGGUUAAGAUUACACACCCUCUACGGCAUUGCCAUAAAAAAUUAACGUUUUAAGGGGGCAUGUUGUAUGCCCUUAAAUAAUGUUUUUAGGAUCCACAAUGCACAUCUUUAAAGAUCGCAUUGAGUGCAUUUCAAUAAAAAAUUUAGGACGCAUGUCGUGAGUCCUAAAAGAAUGUUUUUUAGGCGCGCAAUGCGCUUUCUUAAAAAACCUGUUGAGUACCCUUAAAAAUAAUAAACAAGUAGGUGUUCAAUAUUAUUAGGACACGCAUCGAAUGCC
Messenger RNA from Humulus lupulus (European hop), 2070 nucleotides. Its product is annotated as anthocyanidin 3-O-glucosyltransferase 5-like. The record is from RefSeq and is a predicted model, not a curated record. Lineage: Eukaryota; Viridiplantae; Streptophyta; Magnoliopsida; Rosales; Cannabaceae. The transcript has a single exon. Gene Ontology annotation, molecular function: UDP-glycosyltransferase activity. The coding region runs from base 84 to 1667 and encodes 527 amino acids.